AUGGAUCCUUACGAUUUCCCCGACUGGACGGAAAUGCACGCGUUCAAAGAUCUCUUCAAAGCAGCGCAACUUCAUGGAGCGCUUUCGUCAUACUUGGACCUUGGCUUCUUUCCCGCAAUCCAAGCCCUACAGUACCGCAAGUCGGCGUUCUACAUGAACAAUCUGAUUGCAAACAUCAAGGAAGAGUUUGUGGAGUACCCGAUAGAGCGCAUCAUCCACACCUUCUUGUCGCUCCAAAGCUAUUUGGUCGAAGUGAUGAGUCAGCAAGGAGACAAUACUGAGAUGCAACGUACCGUGUCGCUCGAGCUGAAGGAAGCGCGCUUGAUGGACGAGCUGUCGCGCAUGCCCAAAUGCAUCUUACUGAGCGAUGGCAGCGCCGAGUCGUCUGCAGAUGACAUCAUUACUGUAGCGAGUUUCGUAUUGAGUGAGAAUUUUUACAAGUUGUGA
Molecule: messenger RNA, 447 nt
Organism: Aphanomyces astaci
Lineage: Eukaryota; Oomycota; Saprolegniomycetes; Saprolegniales; Verrucalvaceae
Exons: 4
Coding region: 1-447 (148 amino acids)
Source: RefSeq, a predicted model, not a curated record